CGUGUGCACAACGCUCCUGGAUUAGUCGGCUCGGUGUUUCGUUUAUCAGUUCUCAUAGCUGUAUCAACAACACUCGCAUCACCAUGUCCUUGAACGAAGUGGCCUGUCGGGAGAUCGACGCGAACUCUGCAGAUCUGAACACUCUUAGUCAAGAAAUCUGGAAACACCCUGAACUUGCGUUUGAGGAAACCUUCGCACAUGACUACAUCACGGGUUAUCUCGAGAAAUGCGGGUUUGACGUCCAGCGGAGGUAUAAACUCCCGACAGCGUUCCGAGCAGUGUACGGAGAGAGUGGCCCCGGUCCUAACGUGGCUGUCAUCUGUGAGUAUGACGCUCUCCCGGGGAUCGGUCAUGCGUGCGGCCAUAACCUCAUAGCUGAAGUGGGCGUGGCAGCGGGACUUGGCAUAAAGGCUGCCAUUCAGGCCGCGGGAAAACCCAUUGGAAAGGUGACGGUAUUGGGGACUCCGGCAGAGGAGUCAAUGGGAGGGAAAAUCGAUCUGAUCAACGCCGAAGCAUUCAAAGAUGUGGAUGUGGCCAUGAUGGCUCACCCAACACCGGAGACGGCGGAAUACAUGCCAGCAUUAGCAAGGCAAAAGUGCUUCAUCAAGUUCCACGGUAAGGCUUCUCACGCUGCGGGGUUUCCCUGGGACGGCAUCAACGCACUUGACGCCGCCGUCUUGUGCUACCAGAACAUCUCCUGUCUCAGACAACAGAUGAAACCUGACUGGAGAGUGCAUGGCGUGAUACACAACGGAGGAGUCAAGCCAAACAUUAUCCCUGAGUUGACGGAGAUGGAGUUUAACUGCAGAGCUCCCACGGACAGUGAAGUGGCGGAGCUUGUCAAGAAGUUCUCAGCGUGCGUGGAGGCUGCUGCUACAGCUACAGGCUGCAAGGCAGACUAUUACUUUCACCCAAAAGCAUACGAAAGUCUCAUCACCAACAACACCCUCGCGACAUCCUACAGGGACCAUGCCGAGUCCCUUGGCCUAGAGUUCUCGCCCAGUGAACGUGUGACAGGGAAGUACGUUGGUUCAACCGAUAUGGGUAACGUGUCUCACGUCGUGCCGAGCAUCCAUCCUAUGUUCUUCGUCGGGAGGAAAAACUGCAUCAACCACACAACAGAAUUUACCGAGGCAGCAGGUUCGUCCGACGCCCAACCCUAUACACUGAAAGUUAGCAAGGCGCUGGCUAUGACGGGUGUAGACCUGCUCCUACAACCAUCCUUGUUACAGAACGUUAAGCGCGAUUUUCAAAGGGAUCUCCAGUUGUCAUAAUAAUACAUACUUGAUUCAUACAUUGGUUUUGUGAAUAUUUAUACACACGCUGUCCUAUAUUGCAUCUCAUUUACAAUGCACAGUUUAAAUUACUUGAUAGCAAUAAUUACUAUUGUCUGUCACGUCUGGUAAUCUGGUCACGUUAAGAUAGCGUCAGGUUACGAGAUCUGAACAAUUUGGUGCGUUCACUAUCCUAGACAGUCCUACUUAACUGUCCCGCUGACAUUUCCGCCAAUUCACUGCCUCAACACAGAAUUAAUUCCGCUACGAAAACAGAUCAAUAGAUUCUGGUUGUAUUGUAUACUAGUCACACGUUGCUGAGGAUGAAAUCAUAGAUUCAACAGAAAAGUAUGAUGUGGGGUCAAAUUUGGUUUAAAUAUCUAAGCUUAUUGUAAGCAUGGAUCCUAGGUUUCAGUAUGUCAUUUCGUCUUGUGGAUCCCAUACCUGCUACUGACAUGUGUUGUGUUAU
Messenger RNA from Haliotis rubra (blacklip abalone), 1743 nucleotides. Its product is annotated as xaa-Arg dipeptidase-like. The record is from RefSeq and is a predicted model, not a curated record. Gene Ontology annotation, molecular function: dipeptidase activity. Bases 84 to 1274 code for a protein of 396 amino acids. NCBI's taxonomy places the organism in Eukaryota, Metazoa, Mollusca, Gastropoda, Lepetellida, Haliotidae. The transcript is spliced from 6 exons.